Molecule: messenger RNA, 357 nt
Organism: Schistocerca americana (American grasshopper)
Lineage: Eukaryota; Metazoa; Arthropoda; Insecta; Orthoptera; Acrididae
Product: glycine-rich cell wall structural protein-like
Exons: 1
Coding region: 1-357 (118 amino acids)
Source: RefSeq, a predicted model, not a curated record
AUGGGUGAUAAUCAAUACGGAGGCUAUGGGGGUGGUGGCUCAUACGGUGGCUACACACAGGCUGCCCCUCCACCUGCCGCAGGUGGAGGUAAUGCUCCAGGCUACCAACCUCCUGGGCAAGGUUACGACCAGGGUGCAUACGGCAAUCAAGGAUCUUGGGGUGGUGGGGGUGGUGGUGGGGGAGGGGGAGGUGGUCAGCAGCAAGGUUAUGGAAAUUACGGAUCAGGUGGCAGCUAUCCGUCUUAUGACCAAUCAGGGGGAUAUGGUUCAGGACCGGCUUCCCAACCAGGCGGUGGAGGCAGUGGUGGAGGUGGUUACCAGCAAGGUGGCUAUGGUUCACAGCCGCCCCCUUAUUGA